AAUAAAACGAGUAUACUCUGAUUUUAAACCUAAAUUUCAAUAACCAUAUGUAGAACGUAACCUGUAAAUCUGUAAACAAUCCAAAGUUGAGGUACAAGCUAGUACACAACAGACAAACACUGCUUUCAGAUUGGAAUAUUAUUCUAAAUUUCAAUACAUAACGUUUCACAUACUACUCAUUAUCAAAAGUAAACAUUUUUUUAACAAAUGCCUACAAAAUACAUCAAAGUUGUAAAAAAUAAAGAAGAAAAAAAGGGUGAAGAAAGAGAAGUUGAAAAAAAUAUAAAAAAAGUUAACACCAUACUCUGCAGCACUGAUAAUUACCCCUUGGCGAAAUGGGCAAAAUACGUAAAAUCUGGAUACGUUAAGCGCGUAGCAGAUAACGAAAUAGAAGGAAAAGUGAUAGAACUAUCAGGUACGGCGAAUGGAGUUUGGAUAGCUUUACCUAAGACUAUAGACCAAGUCAUCGGCAUUCCUUACCCAUGGCUUUUCUUCAUCAUAAAGGCAAUACCGGAGAAACAACUAAUCAUAGAUGUACAGGUUCUGGACAGUACGAGCAUAAAACGAACAUUCAGGUUCGACACGAAAACUACUCUGACCAAACUUCGUCAUAUGCUGGCGUUGGUGGAUUUAAGUAUAAAACCCGGUUUUUGGACCUGCCUGGAGAUGGACUUGAUACAUCUAGUGGCCAAGAAUUAUAAUACCCGUUUCGUUCAACUCUGCCGGAUUCAAAUUCAUGGAAGUUGCAAAGUACGUCGCGUCUACACAGCGUCUAGUUACAUCACUCAAGAAGAACUCCCUCCAGAAUACAAAGUCUCUCCUGCAACGAACCUUAAUGAUCCACCGACUAAACCAACUGUUACAUAAUUAAAAGAAUACUAUUUUUUUUGUUUUUAAUGAGUUUAUUUUUCUUACGAGCUGAUUUC
This is a messenger RNA of Nezara viridula (southern green stink bug), 926 nucleotides long. Lineage: Eukaryota; Metazoa; Arthropoda; Insecta; Hemiptera; Pentatomidae. The record is from the annotation of a GenBank genome assembly.